AUGGCAUUCUUUUUACUCGCUGACAGUGGCAAUCCCUUAUCUGAGGUUGUGGGACAUGUGGUAUCUGCUGAAGGGAUUAGAGUUGAUCCGAAGAAGAUUGAGGUGAUUGUUCAAUGGAAGGCACCAAGGAUUGUAUCUGAGGUACGUAGCUUCCAAGGAUUAGCUGGAUACUAUAGGAGAUUUGUUAAUGAAUUUUUGAAAAUAGCAUUACCGAUGACAGAGCUGCUACAAAAGAAUGUUCCUUUCAUUUGGGAUGAUCAGUGCCAGAGGAGUUUUGAGACAUUGAAGCAAAUGUUAACCAAGGCACCAGUUCUGACCUUACCGGAGUCAGGAAAGGACUUUGUUGUAUACAAUGAUUUCUCUGAGCAGUUUGGGCUAUGUAUUGAUGCAAGAUGGAAAAGUAAUAGCUUAUGCAUCUCGACAGCUGAAGCCACAUGA
Gossypium arboreum is the source of this 438-nucleotide messenger RNA. RefSeq lists its product as uncharacterized. The transcript has 2 exons. The coding region runs from base 1 to 438 and encodes 145 amino acids. The record is from RefSeq and is a predicted model, not a curated record. NCBI's taxonomy places the organism in Eukaryota, Viridiplantae, Streptophyta, Magnoliopsida, Malvales, Malvaceae.